This is a messenger RNA of Arabidopsis lyrata subsp. lyrata, 2193 nucleotides long. RefSeq names its product protein high chlorophyll fluorescent 107. Gene Ontology annotation, cellular component: chloroplast. The record is from RefSeq and is a predicted model, not a curated record. Gene Ontology annotation, molecular function: single-stranded RNA binding; mRNA binding; protein binding. NCBI's taxonomy places the organism in Eukaryota, Viridiplantae, Streptophyta, Magnoliopsida, Brassicales, Brassicaceae. Gene Ontology annotation, biological process: mRNA processing; regulation of translation. The coding region runs from base 94 to 2052 and encodes 652 amino acids. The transcript is spliced from 8 exons.
CCAUCAUUCUUCUUCCCCGAGCCCGCCUGGCUUCUCCGUUUCUCUUCCAUGAAAGCUCACAAACGGUUUUAUCAGUUAACGCUUUUCUGAACAAUGCACUUCUUCAUAGUGCCGAAUUCUUCGUCUUCAUCUCCUUCUCCGGCAAAUACUUCUUCAUUCUCUCUAUUGUUUCUCGCUCCUUCUCAAAUUCCUGAGAAUCUCUGUAAAUUGCCGGCGAAGAUCCAUAUCGGAACUCAUGGAAUCUCCGGUAAAUCGUUUCUCACACAUCCUACGUUCUCAUCUAAGAACACGACUCUGUAUGCAGUCGUCGACAGGUCUUCUUCAGGUGUAUUUUCGUCACAAAAUGAAUCUGCCAAUGGCGAAGGAGGGGAAUCUAACACGGAGGGAGUAUUAGUAGUUCGACGGCCGUCGUUGGAGAAUUCCGAUAAGGAAUCUAGUGAGGAAGAGGGAAAAAAGUAUCCAGCGAGGAUUGAUGCUGGUCUGAGUAAUAUAGCUAAGAAGAUGCCGAUGUUUGAGCCGGAGAGAUCGGAGUCGUCAUCGUCGACGUCCGCCGCCGCUGCUGCAAGUGCUCAAGAGAGGCCGCUUGCCGUGAAUUUGGACUUAUCUCUGUACAAAGCAAAGGUUUUGGCGAGGAAUUUCAGAUACAAAGACGCCGAGAAGAUUCUGGAGAAGUGCAUAGCUUACUGGCCGGAGGAUGGGAGACCGUACGUGGCAUUGGGGAAGAUACUAAUCAAACAAUCGAAGCUAGCAGAAGCUCGAAUUGUGUAUGAGAAAGGGUGUCAAUCUACACAAGGAGAGAAUGCAUACAUUUGGCAGUGUUGGGCUGUCCUGGAAAACAGGUUGGGAAAUGUAAGAAGAGCCAGAGAGUUGUUUGAUGCAGCCACGGUGGCUGACAAGAAGCAUGUAGCAGCCUGGCAUGGAUGGGCAAACCUGGAGAUAAAACAAGGAAAUAUUAGUAAAGCGAGGAAUCUCCUAGCCAAAGGCCUCAAGUUCUGUGGCCGUAACGAGUAUAUCUACCAAACACUUGCCUUGUUGGAGGCCAAAGCUGCCCGGUAUGAACAGGCAAGGUACCUGUUCAAGCAGGCCACCAUAUGCAAUUCGAAGAGCUGUGCCAGUUGGUUGGCAUGGGCACAGUUGGAGAUACAGCAGGAAAGAUACCCAGCUGCUAGAAAGCUUUUUGAGAAAGCUGUCCAGGCAAGCCCCAAGAAUAGGUUUGCGUGGCACGUAUGGGGGGUGUUUGAAGCUGGAGUAGGUAAUGUUGAGCGUGGAAGAAAGCUCCUGAAGAUAGGUCAUGCGCUAAAUCCUAGAGACCCUGUUCUCCUUCAGUCCCUUGGCUUACUGGAGUACAAGCAUUCAUCUGCUAAUCUUGCCCGGGCUUUACUAAGGAGAGCAUCAGAGGUUGAUCCUAGACAUCAACCUGUUUGGAUUGCUUGGGGUUGGAUGGAAUGGAAAGAAGGAAACACAACAACAGCUAGAGAACUUUACCUAAGAGCUCUCUCCAUUGAUGCAAAUACCGAAAGUGCUGCUCGUUGUCUACAGGCGUGGGGAGUUCUCGAGCAGAGUGCAGGAAACUUAUCAGCAGCUAGAAGAUUAUUUCGAUCUUCACUGAACAUCAACUCACAAAGCUACGUUACGUGGAUGACAUGGGCACAACUAGAGGAAGAUCAAGGAGACUCCGAACGUGCUGAAGAAAUCCGUAACCUCUAUUUCCAACAACGUACCGAGGUUGUUGAUGAUGCUUCGUGGGUCACAGGAUUCUUGGAUAUCAUUGACCCGGCUUUAGACACUGUUAAAAGGCUCUUGAACUUUGGUCAAAACAAUGAUAACAACAGGUUAACUACUACUCUUAGAAACAUGAAUGGAACCAAAGAUAGCCAAUCCAAUCAGCAACCCGAGAGCUCAGUGGGACGCGAGGACACUGAAACUGGGAGCGGAUUUAACCUCGAUGCAUUUUUACGCGAGAAGCUCUCGUUGGAUCCUACGAAGCUGGACGUUAACCUUGAUUCUAAGAAGUUAGAUAGAUUCACUAGAGGGAGAAUAAAUGGUGCUUGAAAAAAUAUGAGGGGAUAUUUAUUGAGGCAGUGUAAAGAUGAAGGGUCAAAUGUAUAAUAAUUUUGAAGAAUUAUAAGGUAGCAAAUUGUUAGGGAAAAUCACAUUUUAAAUCUUUAAAGUGGCACUGUUUAAAACUUUAAA